AUGCAGUCGGCCGUGGAGGAGAGUCGCCCCUUCACCCAGGAGGAGGAGUCGCGACUGGGCCUCCUCCAGCAGCGCGCCGAUGGCGGGGGGAGUCUGACGGAGGCCGAGGACCGUGAGCUGUCUCAGCUGAGGCGCCGAUACCACACCUUCAUCGAGGAAGGAAAGCGGCUGCUGCGCGCAGGCGCCCGUGCACCGGCGAACGGUGGCGGCACCACAACCUUGGAGGAGGGCGAAUGGAGCACGUCGGCGACCCUCUCACGGGCGGGAAAGGCGGCCUACUUUUGGGGCUCGCUUAUGGCCACGGCGCUGCCGGGCUACGUAGGACGAGUCACUGGGGUGACGACGGACUUCUUGCACUGGAACUGGAUCACGGAGCACGUGGUGCUCGGUGCCAUCCCCGUUGUGACGCAGGUCGGCAGUAGUGGUGAUCACUUGUCGCAGCUGCGUGCUCAGCUGGACGAGCGAAACCAGACUUUGGGGCUUGUCAUCGCGUGCCUCGAGGAGGAGGAACUUAACGGGUUUGGCAUGAACGUUAUUCAGUUCGCCAAAGAGGCAGAGUGGCGCAAGCUUGUCAACCCGCAGGUGGAAUACAUGCACGUCCCCAUGGCGGACACAACGGCCAACGCACCGCUGGCGGCCGUCGCCGAGGCGGUGAAGCGCAUGGAGGCAUGCAUCAAAGAGCGUAAGCAAACCGUCUACGUGCACUGCAAAGCUGGGAAAGGCCGCAGCUGGAUGGUAACGAUGUGCUACCUCACCACCUGCGGCGGCAUGUCGUUUGCCGAGGCCGUGGAGCUCAUUCAGCAGAAGCGUGUCCAGGUGAACCCGUCGCCAUCGCAAAGGCAGUUUGCCGAGGAAUUCCCCUUCCGCUUUGCUCAGUCGAGGAGUCUCCUCGACACCAACAAGGCAGACGGUCACCAUCACAAUGGGGGGGCCCACUAUCAUCAUCCACCCGAGACGUGCCAUCACGGCACCACUGCUGCUCCGUAG
Molecule: messenger RNA, 987 nt
Organism: Leishmania mexicana MHOM/GT/2001/U1103
Lineage: Eukaryota; Euglenozoa; Kinetoplastea; Trypanosomatida; Trypanosomatidae
Exons: 1
Coding region: 1-987 (328 amino acids)
Biological process (GO): protein dephosphorylation
Molecular function (GO): phosphatidylinositol-4,5-bisphosphate 5-phosphatase activity; protein tyrosine/serine/threonine phosphatase activity
Source: RefSeq, a predicted model, not a curated record